AUGAGUACUCCAAAUUCCCCCACCCAAAGCCCAGUAGCCGAGCUAUGCCACAGCAUCGAGACCAGCUUCAAAUCAACAAGUCUAGGACCCGACAGCUGGUACCUCCUCACAAUCGCCUGUCUAUCCGGUAGCCCCGACCCCGAGUUAGCCAAGGAUCUAUACCUCUACGUCAUCCAGAAAGAGAAAAAUUCCACCUCAGCCGCCCGGCAGGCAUUCAUACGUCGCAUCCGCGAAACCCUAGUCAAAUGUGUCUCCAUCGUGUGGUGCUGCAAGCCCAUCGAGGCUAGAAUUGCCAUCAGUCAGGUUGAGCAGGAAGAGGACAGGGAUUACAGUCUGACGCGGGAGUAUUGGCAAUGCGAUCAGGCGAACGACGAGAGAGGCAUGAGAUGCAUUAUGAUUGAGAAUCUGAGGAAGAAGACCCAUUGGCAUAUUGGAGGGACGAGGAGAAUUGGGGUGUCGAAGGAAGAUACACAGGUUCUGUGGGAGUGUAUUCAACGCGUUGCUUGUAUUUUCGACUUGAAAAUGAAUAAGGUCCCGACUGUUGAUGCGGUGGAAUACGAUGUCUGA
Molecule: messenger RNA, 567 nt
Organism: Aspergillus oryzae RIB40
Lineage: Eukaryota; Fungi; Ascomycota; Eurotiomycetes; Eurotiales; Aspergillaceae
Exons: 2
Coding region: 1-567 (188 amino acids)
Source: RefSeq, a predicted model, not a curated record